This is a messenger RNA of Fusarium graminearum PH-1, 630 nucleotides long. RefSeq lists its product as uncharacterized. Lineage: Eukaryota; Fungi; Ascomycota; Sordariomycetes; Hypocreales; Nectriaceae. The coding region runs from base 1 to 630 and encodes 209 amino acids. The record is from RefSeq and is a predicted model, not a curated record. The transcript has 4 exons.
AUGAAGACUUCUCUAUCCAUCCUUCUUUGUGGAGCCAUUGUGGCUGUCUCUGCCUCAGCUCUCCCUAAGGACAACCCUCUUGAGGGAUAUAAGAUUGUUCCUCUGAAAUGGACAGGUGUUCUUGAAGAUGGAGCCGAGCCUGUUACAUUGACGGGCAGUAUCGACGAAAUCUCUGCUCAGAUCCAGAAGCUGAACCCGAAUUACAUGCCCCCGGAAACUAACAGUACUACUGCUGAAUUCGAGAAGCGCAGCCAGGGCCAUAUUAUCUGCAAGGUCGGCGGAUGGGGAGCCGUGGACACACGAGCUGCCCAGCGAGACAAGGACUGGCUCCGUAGCGUUGGGGGUCAGUGCCAUGUAGGUCCAGGACCUCGCACAUGUACUCGUGUCUCCGGCAACUGUCAAACCGCAGACGCAAUCAUGCUUUGCAACGACAACAACCACGCCAUUGCGCCUAGCUGUGGUUAUCUGGGUGACUACGUUGAUCACAUCACCAGCGCCUGUGCAUGGGAAGUCAACAGUCCCCCCUGCUGGGUCAAGCCUUGCGGCCCUAAAUGGACACAGUACUUGGUCCGGGGCCAGCAGUUUGAUUCCGAUGGCUAUAAUGUCAUUGUCGCCAAGGUUUCUUGCUAG